This is a messenger RNA of Tachysurus vachellii, 2206 nucleotides long. It is a transcript of the gene ttc39c, whose product is annotated as tetratricopeptide repeat domain 39C. Gene Ontology annotation, biological process: otolith morphogenesis; cilium assembly. The transcript has 14 exons. Bases 353 to 2086 code for a protein of 577 amino acids. The record is from RefSeq and is a predicted model, not a curated record. Gene Ontology annotation, molecular function: protein binding. Lineage: Eukaryota; Metazoa; Chordata; Actinopteri; Siluriformes; Bagridae.
AUUUCGACUUUCUGCUGGGAUUAUCAUCACACGUCUCACGUAAUCGGGCUGGUAAACAAUGAAAAUUGUUGGAUGUUCUAUCUGUUUAUUAAACAGUAUGAAACUAGAGAAGAUGAAUGUGACAGGAUUUGCACUAUACAGAGGACGUUUGGCCUGAUCAACAAAAUAUGAGUUAAAUCUUGGAGGAAACACACGUCCUUAGGGUUUUAACAGGCGCACGAAAACUGGAGAAACGUGGAAUUCCUGGCUGUGAUUUAAUAUCAUUUUAUUCUACGUUUAGGACUGUUUAAGAUUGUCCUGUCAUUUGGAUGGUUUAUCUACGCUUGUUAUUCGUUGUUAAUCUCACUACUGUAUGAGCGCAUGUGCAAUGGCAGGCCGCGAACAGCAUCAGCACCAUCCGCAGGUGGAGAUGAAGGCAGAGCUGGAUGAUGCGGAGCUGGCACUGCAGGGCAUAAGUAUGCUCCUCAACAAUGGCUUCAAGGAAAGCGAUGAGCUCUUCAGGAGAUACAGGACCCAAAGUCCACUGAUGAGCUUCGGGGCGAGUUUCGUGUCCUUCCUGAAUGCCAUGAUGACGUUUGAGGAGGAGAAGAUGCAGAUGGCCUGUGAUGACCUGCGCACCACAGAGAAGCUGUGUGAGAGUGACAACGCUGGUGUCAUCGAGACCAUCCGCAAUAAAAUCAAGAAAAGUAUGGACUCUCAGACGUCAGGGUCGGCAAUAGUGGAUCGACUCCAAAGGCAGAUCAUAGUGGCUGACUGCCAGGUCUACCUCGCUGUGCUUUCGUUCAUCAAGCAGGAACUCUCAGCAUAUAUUAAAGGAGGCUGGAUCCUCCGCAAGGCUUGGAAGAUGUACAACAAAUGCUACAGUGACAUUAGCCAGCUCCAGGAUGCAUGUCGCAGGCGUUCCUCUGAUCAGGAAAAUCACAACUCACCUGUUGCCGAGAGCAAUGGCGGACUGACGGAGGAGGCACUGGGGCGUCUGAAGGGCUCGGUCAGUUUUGGCUAUGGCCUUUUCCAUCUCUGCAUCUCUAUGGUUCCUCCCCAUCUACUGAAGAUAGUCAAUCUGCUGGGAUUUCCAGGAGAUCGACACCAGGGUCUGGCAUCACUCAUCUACGCAAGUGAGAGCAAAGACAUGAAAGCACCACUGGCCACGCUGGCUCUCUUAUGGUACCACACGGUGGUGCAGCCCUUCUUUGCUCUGGAUGGCUCUGAUUCCCGGGCUGGACUGCUUGAAGCUAAAACUAUUCUGCAGAAGAAAGCAGUAAUUUACCCCAACUCAUCUCUCUUCAUCUUCUUUAGAGGACGAGUGCAAAGAUUAGAGUGCCAGAUAAAUGCUGCGCUGGCAUCUUUCCAUGAUGCUCUGGAGUUUGCUUCAGACCAAAGAGAGAUCCAACAUGUGUGUCUCUAUGAGAUCGGGUGGUGCAGUAUGAUUGAGAUGAACUUUGAAGAUGCUUAUAAGGCAUUUGAAAGACUAAAAAAUGAGUCCAGGUGGUCACAAUGCUACUACGCUUACCUUACUGGAGUAUGCCAGGGUGCCUCAGGUGAUUUGGAGGGGGCAAACACGAUUUUCCAAGACGUACCUAAGCUCUUCAAACGCAAGAACAAUCAGAUUGAGCAGUUUGCAUUCAGGAGGGCAGAGCGAUUGAGAAAACUGGGUGCUUCACAGGAUCUGUGCAUUCUGGGAGUUGUAGAGGUGCUAUACCUGUGGAAGGCUCUUGCAAAUUGCUCAUCUUCUAAACUGCAGCUCAUGAGCCAAGUGUUGCAGGGUGUGGAUGACCCAUCCUGCAUGGGUUUAAAACACUUGCUUCUCGGUGCUAUACAGAAAUGUCUUGGAAACAUUAAAGAUGCUAUUCAGUCGUAUCAGAGGGCAGCCAGGGAUGAGCUGGGCCGACUGAGCAACUCUUAUGUGCAGCCAUACGCCUACUAUGAGCUAGGAUGUGUGUUAUUGGCUAAACCUGAGACUUUGAGUAAAGGAAGGUCAUUGUUGCUUCAGGCAAAGGAGAACUGUACAGGAUAUGACUUUGAGAACAGACUGCAUGUGCGAAUCCACACAGCCCUCGCCUCUGUAAAGGAAGUGGUCCCUCUGUGACUCCAGCCAACCCAGGAAGUGCAUUUUACAGGGACCAACCCUGUUUGGCACCUUUUAAAAUGCAAGCCAUUAAAUUUUUUUGUUUGUUGUUUUUUUUUUUUUGAAAAUCAAAAUGAUAAA